This is a messenger RNA of Trichobilharzia szidati, 2115 nucleotides long. Lineage: Eukaryota; Metazoa; Platyhelminthes; Trematoda; Strigeidida; Schistosomatidae. The record is from the annotation of a GenBank genome assembly.
AUGGUUGGUUAUGCGGUAGCUGCUCAAUCGAUCGCUUAUCCUAAUGGUUUAUUCACUAAAGAGAACAUGACACUGCACUCUGAGAUUAAGCAUAUGACAUUUGCAGAUAUCAUCUUUUCAAUGUAUACAACCGCGUAUUUUCAAAUGUUUGGUGAUUUCAGUUUGGAUGCAUUACAAGGAGAAGAUCGUACAUGUCAGAAUCAUAUGUGUCCUACAAAAACAUCCCGUUGGCUUGUUCCAAUUAUGCUUGGAUUCUAUGUCUUAUUAACAAAUAUACUGAUGUUCAACUUACUUAUUGCCAUGUUUUCUAAAACGUAUGAAGAAAUUGAAAGUGCAUCAACAUACUAUUGGAAUUAUCAAAGAUAUCAAAUGAUUAAUGAUUAUGUCCACAGAUCACCACUUGCACCGCCUAUAAUUAUUGUAUGGCAUUUUUAUGAAGCUUAUAAAGCUAUUGGUAAUCAAUGUGCAAGUUUACGAAAUGCAGAGACAACUAAAUAUAAUCCAUUCUGUGUACGUUUUACUGAUAUAAAAAAAGAAAGAGAAAUGGUCAAAUGGGAGCAUAUGAAAGCGAUGGACUACUUAAGAGAACCUUCAACAAAAGCUACUGGGAAACGAGGUGUAGCUGAAUCACGAGCUGUAGUAUUUCGUGGUGGUGGUGGUGUUGGUCCUGGUCAGGGACCAGUUAUGGAUUUGAAAAGUGAAAUGUCCAGUGUUACAGAGGGGAUUGGUAUGGAGUUAGAAAAACGUUUCAAAGAAAUAGACAAUCAAUUUCAACGAUUCAAUGAUGUUGACUCACGACUGAAUGAUGUAACCCAAUUACUCACUAAUUUAUCUGAAGUUAUCAGUAAUAUGACAGAAACUCAACAACGAAUUAUUAGACAAAUUAGUGAACUUCCUGCUUGUCAAUGUAAUGAAUUCACUGAUGAAGUUGUUCCAGUACAAAAAUCCUCUACAUCACCAACAGAUUCAUCAGCUGUAGAGACAAGAAAACGUACAAAACUAGAAGUGGCUAUUCAGUCGGCGUUGGAAGCAGCUAAAGAUGUACUGCGGCCACCGACACCACCUCCUCCACCGCCUCCUCCGCCACCUCCACCAAGGGAAUCUCCAGUUCUUUUAGCCGCUGUAGUUCCUGGAUCAGAAGAUGAAUCAAGUGGUUCCGAAGAAGGUGGAGAUCCAUCAGCUGAUCCUAUGUUAGUACCUCAAGUGCCAGAUGCAAAAACUGGUCGAGUGAUAGAACGCGUUUUAGGCGAUCAUCGUCUAUGGAGAAUGGCUCCGUUCAAUUUUGAAAAAUAUCCUGGAAUGAGAAUGAAUGUACCUCCGGAGAGAAUGGCUUGGACUGCUGAAUAUCCAGAUUAUUUCGCAUAUGAUGCAUGUGAAGAGGUAUUGCUAUUCCCAUCGGAAGAUGCACACGAUGGAGAGAAUGAAAAUCUACGCAGUAUCAAUUUCAAUCAAUACGAUUCUAAGGCUAAACUACGCCGACAAAGUUUACUUGGCCGUUAUCGAUUGGAUUCAACGACUGGGGCACCACUUAAUCCAAUGGGUAGAACAGGAUUAUUGGGUAAAGGAUUGUUACCACGUUGGGGACCAAAUCAUUCAUUGGUGUUAUGUAUUACACGAUGGACUAGAGAUACACGGACUGGGGCACAAGUGAUUCGAAGUAAUCGUGGUGUAUUACAGUAUUUGGCGUUGGAAAGAAAUAAAAGGUUAUGCAUGCCAUGGUAUCUAACAGAUCAUACGAACCGGUGUGACUUCGAUGAAUGUGUACCGAAACUUAUCAGCACUUUGAUAACCAGACGAGCACGUGCUAUGCUUCCUGAAAGAAGAGUUGACAAAUUAUUGAAACGAAUUGAAAAGGCUGAAGUUACACAGAUUUUCAAAGGUUAUCUUGACGACCAGUUGAAUGCUGAUAGUGCAUGGAUGGAGACAGUUGUAAUCAAUCUGCAUGAAUCUGAAAGUAAAGGUGCUCAACUUCCAGACGAUAUACUUAAGUUACUCAAUGAACCUGGUACAGAGGAACAAGUUAAAUGGGUUGAAGUAUCACAUAGCAGUAAUCUACGCACAAGUCAUAAUUAUAUACUGAAAAAUGUUGCAGAACUUCGAAGAGCCUUUUAUUAA